Saprolegnia diclina VS20 is the source of this 804-nucleotide messenger RNA. RefSeq lists its product as hypothetical. The transcript is spliced from 4 exons. The coding region runs from base 1 to 804 and encodes 267 amino acids. The record is from RefSeq and is a predicted model, not a curated record. Lineage: Eukaryota; Oomycota; Saprolegniomycetes; Saprolegniales; Saprolegniaceae. Gene Ontology annotation, cellular component: membrane. Gene Ontology annotation, biological process: lipopolysaccharide biosynthetic process.
AUGACCUCCCGAGCACCAACAUCGUCGCCGGCCCCGCCGAUUAUCUUUGUCGGCAAGAUCAGCUACGCCUUGUACCUCUGGCACUGGCCGCUCCUCGUCUUUGCCAAAGCCCGCUACUCGGACGAUGCGUACCGUCCGUUCUACAUGCAGCCGUAUGUUCUAGUGUUGCUUGCGUUUGGUCUGAGCGUCGCGACCACGUUCGGUAUCGAGAACGUCGUGCGCCGACACCCGUCGCCUCGCAUUGUACCGCUGCUCGCACUCGGUAUGGCUCUCAUGGCUGUCCUCGGGCUUGUCGUGUCCUUGCACCCAGCCUUCUUUUCGGGCCCAGCCCGCCUCGCUGCAACAGCACCGCCCAACAUUAGUCGCAUGCCACGGCGUGAGCCCCCGACGGUCGCCAAGCUCCUCGCCGCUGACAGCGACUGGGCCCCCAAUGACGGCUAUAUCCCGCUACCGCCAGGAUCGCCGUUUGGCCAGUAUGACUAUGGCUGGGUGCUCAACCCAGGCGAUGACGACAACCUCGUCAUGGUUCUCGGGGACUCGCACGCCGAGAUGCUUCGUCCGCGCUUCAAGUUUCUUUACGACCAAGCGCGGCGCGUGGGAAAGCCGUUUCCGACGGUGGUGUUUUUGGCGCUGGGUGGCCACCCGCCGCUGGACUGCGUCGGCGACCACGCUGGUCAUGUGGCGAUCGUGACCCGUCUCCGGCCCAAGGCACUGCUCUACUCGAGCGACUGGCCGCAGUUCUUUCGUCCGACUGGCGAGGCGCCGCACGACCCCUCGCUCGUGCAGCCAUUUGCCAGCGUGUAG